This is a messenger RNA of Prorocentrum cordatum, 183 nucleotides long. The record is from the annotation of a GenBank genome assembly. Lineage: Eukaryota; Dinophyceae; Prorocentrales; Prorocentraceae.
GCCACCAGCUUCGAUAGCAAGCCAGGCCCCGCCUGACAGCGGCACCGCCAGCGAGUGCGACCGCAGCCUCGCCCAGAAUGCCGAGUGCGCCAGUUAUUCCUACACCUGCACUGCCUGCCCCACUUCGAGCGCGAAGCUGACGGCCGCAGCCGCAGCACAGCCCGCCACGCCGAGCGCGAACGG